Messenger RNA from Erinaceus europaeus (western European hedgehog), 1632 nucleotides. Its product is annotated as tubulin beta-2B chain-like. Bases 101 to 1438 code for a protein of 445 amino acids. NCBI's taxonomy places the organism in Eukaryota, Metazoa, Chordata, Mammalia, Eulipotyphla, Erinaceidae. The transcript is spliced from 4 exons. Gene Ontology annotation, molecular function: structural constituent of cytoskeleton; GTP binding; GTPase activity. Gene Ontology annotation, biological process: mitotic cell cycle; microtubule cytoskeleton organization. The record is from RefSeq and is a predicted model, not a curated record. Gene Ontology annotation, cellular component: microtubule; cytoplasm.
UGGAGGGGGUGGCGGCAGGUUCCUGCGCUCCGGAGUCAGCCUGCCAGCUCUGUACACAGCUCCGAGGGCCAGCGCCUCCCUCCGCUCCACAGACAGCACCAUGCGCGAGAUCGUGCACAUCCAGGCGGGCCAGUGUGGCAACCAGAUCGGUGCCAAGUUUUGGGAGGUCAUCAGUGAUGAGCAUGGGAUCGACCCCACUGGCAGUUACCAUGGAGACAGUGACCUACAGCUGGAGAGGAUCAAUGUAUACUACAAUGAAGCUGCUGGUAACAAAUAUGUCCCUCGGGCUAUCCUGGUGGAUCUGGAGCCAGGCACCAUGGACUCAGUCAGGUCCGGACCAUUUGGCCAGAUCUUUAGGCCAGACAACUUUGUCUUUGGCCAGAGCGGUGCCGGAAACAACUGGGCAAAAGGCCAUUACACAGAGGGAGCCGAGCUGGUAGACUCAGUCCUGGAUGUGGUGAGGAAGGAGUCAGAGAGCUGUGACUGUCUGCAAGGUUUCCAGCUGACCCACUCACUGGGGGGUGGCACAGGGUCAGGGAUGGGCACCCUACUCAUCAGCAAGAUCCGGGAGGAGUACCCGGAUCGCAUCAUGAACACCUUCAGUGUGAUGCCCUCACCCAAGGUGUCAGACACAGUGGUGGAGCCCUACAAUGCCACCCUCUCAGUGCACCAGCUGGUAGAAAACACAGAUGAGACCUACUGCAUCGACAAUGAGGCGCUGUAUGACAUCUGUUUCCGCACCCUGAAACUGACCACCCCCACAUAUGGAGACCUGAACCACCUGGUGUCAGCCACCAUGAGCGGGGUGACCACCUGCCUGCGCUUCCCAGGGCAGCUGAACGCAGACCUGCGCAAGCUGGCAGUGAACAUGGUGCCCUUCCCCCGCCUGCACUUCUUCAUGCCUGGCUUUGCCCCCCUGACCAGCCGGGGCAGCCAGCAGUACCGUGCCCUGACGGUGCCCGAGCUCACCCAGCAGAUGUUCGACUCCAAGAACAUGAUGGCCGCCUGUGACCCCCGCCAUGGCCGCUACCUGACGGUGGCUGCCAUCUUCCGGGGCCGCAUGUCCAUGAAGGAGGUGGACGAGCAGAUGCUCAACGUGCAGAACAAGAACAGCAGCUACUUCGUGGAGUGGAUCCCCAACAAUGUGAAGACGGCCGUGUGUGACAUCCCACCCCGUGGCCUCAAGAUGUCGGCCACCUUCAUUGGCAACAGCACUGCCAUCCAAGAGCUGUUCAAGCGCAUCUCGGAGCAGUUCACGGCCAUGUUCCGGCGCAAGGCCUUCCUGCACUGGUACACUGGCGAGGGCAUGGAUGAGAUGGAGUUCACCGAGGCUGAGAGCAACAUGAAUGAUCUGGUGUCUGAGUACCAGCAGUACCAGGAUGCCACGGCUGAUGAACAGGGGGAGUUUGAGGAGGAGGAGGGUGAGGAUGAGGCUUAAGAACUUCUCCAAUAAAUUGUGCAUUCUUAGUGAACUUCUGUUGUCCUCAAUCAAGCAUGGUCUUUCUAUUUGUACACUAUGGUGCUCUGUUUUUCCUGUCAGAACUCACACCAUUGAUGUAAUAAAGUGGAACUCCUCUAAAAAUUAGAGUAUUGUCAUUUAAGAUAUCUUAAUAAAGCAUGUGGCAAACUGUG